Messenger RNA from Drosophila busckii, 3931 nucleotides. RefSeq names its product rabankyrin-5. Gene Ontology annotation, cellular component: cytoplasm. The transcript is spliced from 7 exons. The coding region runs from base 118 to 3537 and encodes 1139 amino acids. Gene Ontology annotation, molecular function: metal ion binding; protein binding. The record is from RefSeq and is a predicted model, not a curated record. Lineage: Eukaryota; Metazoa; Arthropoda; Insecta; Diptera; Drosophilidae.
GGGCAGCGGCUCUAUCCCCCUUCUAACGGGGUUUUGUUUGUUGCAAGGUGCCGAAUUGGUCAUUCAGAAAAGGAAUUGUUUAAUAAUAUUGAUUCUAGAGUAUCUUAGACAAUAAGUAUGGGAGGCAAUGAUGGUGGUUCCAUAAAAAAGUUAGAAAAGCAUUUGGAGCUUUUAAAGGCGGAAUACAUAAAACUACAGCGAAGUUAUGUUGACCUGGAACGCAAGUAUGACGAGGCAACUGCAUCAUCAGGUGAUAUCGAAGCAUCUGGAGAAAAUAGAAGUUUCGUGUCACGACUUGCAUUAACUGCAGCAACGCUAUAUGGCCGCUCAAUAUAUUCAGAUCUUAACAUACGCACCACCGCCAACGGGAAAACAUUGCCGGCACACAAAUUUGUAUUACAUGCUCGUUCUGAGAAAUGGAGAGACGUCGAGUUAAAAAGCUCAGAUGAAUUAGAUUGGAGUGAUUUAGACGAAGAUAUUGCCACAGCUUUAUUACGCUGGAUAUACACAGAUAUAGUUGAUUUGCAGCACGAUAAGCUAACGUUAGAGUUGCUGCGAGUGGCUCAUCGUUUCAACUUACCUGCCCUUCUCGGUCUUUGUGAGAGAGCGCUUGUGACUUCAGUUGGUGUGCGAUCAAGCGUAAGAUUCUACUGUGUUGCCGAAGAGGUCGGAGCGGCUACACUUCUUGAAUAUUGCUCUGGCCUAAUAUCUAUGCAUUGGGAUGAAUUGACGGCUCAAGACUUUGAGCACAUGUCCGGCCCGCUGCUGUUUAAAAUGCUUAAGAAUAAAACAAAAUAUCCACUGCAUGAGGCUGUCCGACUGUUGCGGGAAGAUGUCGUAUUCUUGUGCCUUGUUGAAAACGACACAAUGUUACCCGAUUUGGUUGAUAGCUUGUCGGAGUGUGGACAUCUGCCUUUGCAAAUAGCAUUAUCGGCGAAACAUAUACAGAUUGCCCAAACCCUUGUGAAAAACGGAUGUGCUAACAUAAACGCAUAUGACGCCGAUGGAUCAACGCUUCUAAUAGAUGCCGUUAGAAGAAAUGAUCAUUUUGCUGCAGAUUUUUUAUUAAAUCACAACUGUUUGGUUGAUCUACUAUCCAGGCCAUCAUCCGAUACUGCACUGCAUAUUGUGUGCAAUUAUGGAAAGGAAGAGCGGAAUAAGGAUGCACUGAAUAAUAUGAUCGAAAUUGGCCGUAAAAUAUUAGAUCGUAAUCCCGAUGUAAACAUUCAAAAUUUGCAAGGUCAGACACCUCUGCACAUUGCAAUAAUGUCUCAAAACGCAACUAUGGUCAAUUUGUUGCUAGAUCUGAAAAAUAUUAAUAUUAAUCUCCGCACAACAAGUGAGAAAUGUCCGCUGGAGUUGAGCCUAACCAUAGUUGGGGAACAUAAUUUUCAAUUGGCGUCAAAGCUCUUGAAACUAGGAUCGAACCCUAAUCCUUUAAAGAACGACACAAACAAUAAUCUGUUGCAGGUCCUUGCUUUGGCAGGCACAGAUUUUGAAGAUGCUGCAAUAUUUUUAGCUGAUUUUGCUAACGUGGACCAUCUAAACAAUAGUGGGUUAACCGCCCUGCAUAUCGCUGCUCGGAAGAAUAUGCCAAACUUAGUGGCUAAGCUACUUAAAGUCGGCGCAUCGUCCAGUAUACAGACGAAUGUAGCUGACCUUAAGUCACCACUACACAUGGCGGUCGAGACGAAUGCCUUGGAAGCAAUUCAAACAUUUGCCAACUUUUGCAAGGAAAAUAUUGAGUCGGUAGAUUUUAACAGCAAGGAUAUUAACGGAAAUUCACCACUUAGCCUUUGCUUAGCCUUGAAUAAUGUUGAACUGGCGCCCAUACUAAUCGCAGGAGGAGCGGAUGUUAACGACAGAAACGGCCAGGAUCUGACUUUGCUGCACCAGGCCAUAUUGAAUGGAGACAAUAAAACGGCUGUAUUUUUGUUGGAUCACGGAGCCGAGAUAAACGCAGUGACAGGCAAACAAAAGUCUGCCUUGCAACUGGCUAUAGACUGUCAUCUCCCUAAGGUCGUAGAUGCGCUGUGUAUCAAAGGAGUAUCUUUUAGUGUGCUCGAUAAUAACGGGGAACCCCCAUUGUGGUUGGCCUUAGAGCUGGGGUUCGAGGAUGUGGCACAGAUUCUAGUUCGCCAUGGGGUUGACGCCGAUUGCUGGGGCCCAGGUCCUGAGGGUUGUCAACAAACCAUAUUGCACCGAGCAAUUGAUGAAAACAAAGAGUUAACAGCCAUGUUUCUCGUUCGCAACCAAUGUGAUUUGGACACACCCAGACAACCAGGACCAAAUGGAGAGGGAGGCGAUGAGUCACGCGAUAAGGCUUCCCCACUACAUCUAUGCUGUCAGUGGGGACUUACCAAAGUUGUGCAAGCUCUUAUUGAUCAUGGCGCCAAUGUAAACGCUUUGGACGCAGAUAACAAAACACCCGUGCAUAUUGCUAUUGAAAAUCAACACGAAGAUAUUAUAAACAUUCUGCUUUGCCAUCCUGGCAUUAAUUUAAAAUUGCGCGACAAAUCUGGUCAGACGCCUUUUGCCACUUCAUUGGCCAUACGAAAUCACAAAUCUGCCGAGCGUAUAUUGGAAAGAUUACCGAAUGCAGCCGAGCUAAUGGAUCAGCGUGGGCGCAACUUUCUCCACGUUGCAAUCAUGAAAGAUGAUCUAGAAAGUGUGCUUUUCUUGUUAGCCAUACAAGUGGAUGUUAAUUCACGUGUUCAUGACGCGUAUCAAUCAACGCCGUUGCACCUGGCAGCUUCGUCCAAAACUGAAAUGAUCAUACGUAAUUUGAUUUUAGCUGGUGCCCGAGUUAAUGAAAGAGACGCUGUGCAAAAAAUGCCCCUGCACAUGGCUAUUGAGCGGGGAAAUCUUGCAGCUGUCUCUGCCUUGAUCCAAAAUCAUGCCGAUUUUGAUGCAUCAGAUGCCGAUGGAAAUAACGCUUUACAUCUUGCCGUCCAUGUCGGUCAGUUGGCGAUUGUACGAGAGCUCUUGACCGAAUCGCGUGUAAAUGCUGAAGCUACAAACAAUAAAGGUCGUAAUCCUUUGCACGAGCUGUGUCGUCUUGCAGAUGAUAACACUGGUGCUGCAAUUUGUGAGCUCUUCCUUGAAUGCAUGCCAAAGUAUCCCAUCAAUUUCACCGACAUGGACGGUAACACGCCUCUAUUACUUUCAUUUAUGCGAGGACAGGCUCCACUCUGCAAGGUUUUGCUGAAAGCCGGAGCUUGUCUUGGUUCUCAGAACCGCGAUGGCAUAACUAUUUUUAAUUAUAAACUGGCUACGAAUCAGUUGCUUAACAAUUUGUUAGAUCAGUUACCAAAGGAGUCCCCAUGGGCGGAAGCGGAAUUGUGCCAAGAGUGUAACUCGAAAUUUUCGCUGACCAUGCGAAAACACCAUUGUCGGCAUUGCGGUCGUGCUCUAUGCUCUAAGUGUUCAAGUAAUGAGAUGCCAAUAAUAAAAUUCGGCAUUAAUAAACCAGUGCGAGUUUGUAAAGUCUGCUUCGAUGUUCUUCUUGGAGGAAAUGAAAACGGUUCUUUAACAUAAUGGUCGCCAUCGCAAUCGUUUAAUUUUAUUUAGUUAAUGCAUUAUAUCUAAUAUAUAUAUAUGCAUGUUCAAUCCAAUCCAAUGGUUAAAUUUUUCAGAUUUCCAAAUAUUAUAAUAUACACGAUUCCAUAUAACAGUGUAAAGUGAAUUGUAUAUAUAUGUAUAUCAAUCUUCUUAUUUAAUACCGUGAUUAAGGAAUGUUUUUUUCGUAUGCCUUAUAACAUUAAUUAUAAUGCCUAUAAGCGGUAACUCAAGGGCAAAAAUUGCCUUUAUCGAACACAACCAAUCCAUUGUAUAUUACUAAAAAGAAUAUAGCUAGCUAAAUCUUGUAAUAAAUGACGUUUUUGAGUUAGCUAAAUUGCUCGUAAAUUAAAUUUUUAAAAAUUGUGGAAAU